Messenger RNA from Alligator sinensis (Chinese alligator), 3684 nucleotides. RefSeq names its product SET binding protein 1 (gene SETBP1). The coding region runs from base 67 to 3669 and encodes 1200 amino acids. Gene Ontology annotation, molecular function: DNA binding. The record is from RefSeq and is a predicted model, not a curated record. Lineage: Eukaryota; Metazoa; Chordata; Crocodylia; Alligatoridae. The transcript has 4 exons.
CUGAUUGAGGUACCGAUGUUUUAAAACCCUGCUGAUGGAGCAUCUGCUUAUUUCAUUACUCCUACCAUGUCUUUGCAGGAAAAUGCCAAGGAGCUAGAAGGAGAGUUCGAGAAGAGAAGGUUUAAAUUCCCCGUACAGAAUCCAGUGACUAAACCCGUCAAUAAGGUUUAUGACCGGCCGCAAAAGCACUCUGCUCUGCACUACGACCCAGGCCUCCAACAAGACUUCACCAGUGACACCUUAAAAUCAAAGCACCAGCAAAAAAGUAGCAACCAGCACCAUCUUGACUGGUCAGCAAGCUCUGAGGCUGGAUCUGCUUCUCAGAGUUGCUUCAUCAAUACAGAAUCCAGUCGAGAAGCAACCAGUGCUACCAAGGUUCCUGCUCUGGAGCCAGUUGUUUCCUUCAGCAAGUCCCAAGCGAAGAAAUCUGGUGCAGGCAGCACGUGGGCCCAGUUGUCAACCAGUAGCAAAGAGCAUGCUGUUUGCAGUGCAGUUCCAUCACCCAAUAACCUCGCCACCGCAUCCCAGCCUAGCAAUCCAUCAGAGUGCAAUGUGCUCCAUCCUCUAGUGGAUCAAGAGGGACCCGGGCAAAUAGAGGCCCCAGAUCAACCCUCUGGGAACACGAAGAAGAAGUCUAGCAAAAAGGACUUAAUAACUCAAACCAUCCAAAACUCAGAUGUAGAAUGGGUGAAAAGUGCUCAGAAAGCAUUUGAGAGCAAAGCCCAUGAGAGCGUGGAAGGGAAAAAGGAAUCUUAUUCAAUGGACAGUAUGCGAGAAGCAUCACCCGCAAAGCAGAAUCCCAGUUCUGCCAACGGUUCUGAGAGUGACGCCAGUCACGUACGAAUUACUAUCCCGAUAAAGACUCCAACAGCAGAUGCAUCAAGUCACAAAAGGAAAAAAAGGCAGUCUGCAAAACCUGCAGCAGACAAAAAUAUCCAGGAGAAAAGCCUGCCUUCUGGACUCCCCCUGAGCAGUGAAUUAGCAAACAGGACUAGUUCACAACCUGAGGGAAAUAAAAAAGAUUUCCGAGCCACAAAGCAAGGGAAAGUGAUUGAGAAUGAGUCCCCAUUGGUAGCUCUUGAAAGCAGCGGGAUUGCUGACAAAGCUUCCCCAAGCAGUGCGAGUAGGCUCAGAAAAUCUGCAGCUAUGAUGCCCGCUUCAGCACCCGUCGACCUUCCUCCAUCGAGCAAGUUAGCAGAGAUCCAGCACCCGAAACUCGCAGCAAAGCGGAGAUGGACCUGCAGCAAACCUAAAAACAUCCUUCGGGAAACCUCUGUGACAACGUCCGAGAAGCUGAUGGUGGAGCCUCCUUCAGCCUAUCCCAUCACUCCAUCCAGCCCUUUGUAUACCAACACAGAUAGUCUGACUGUGAUUACGCCUAUCAAGAAGAAAAGAGGACGACCAAAGAAACAGCCUUUGCUCACGGUUGAAACUAUUCACGAGGGAACCUCCACCAGCCCGGUCAGUCCGAUCAAUCGAGAAUUUCCAGGCACAAAGAAAAGGAAGCGGAGACGAAACCUGGCCAAGUUGGCCCAGAUGGUCCCAGGCGACGACAAAUCCAUCAGCGAACUGAAGUUUCACAAAAAGGUCGGGAAGCUCGGUGUGUUGGAUAAGAAAACCAUCAAGACCAUCAACAAGAUGAAGACCCUGAAGAGAAAGAACAUCCUGAAUCAGAUCUUGUCCUCCUGCUCCAGCAACAUAGCUUUGAAGACAAAAACACAGCCACCAACUAGCACAGGGGCUGCGACCAUCGAUGCCAGGCUAGGGAAGCAGAUAAAUGUCAGCAAGAGGGGGACUAUCUACAUUGGCAAAAAACGGGGCAGGAAGCCAAGAGCAGAGCUGCAGCCUCCGCCAGAAGAACCUAAGACAGCCAUCAAGCACUCAAGGCCUGUUUCUAGCCAGCCAGAAAACCCAGCAGUGCCUUCCAACUUGCAGUCACUUGUGGCAUCGUCACCAGCAGCUAUUCAUCCGCUUUCAACACAGUUAGUGGGGUCUAAUGGCAACCUUAGCCCUGCAAGCACUGAAACGAAUUUUUCCGAGUUAAAAACUAUGCCAAAUCUUCAACCCAUCAGUGCUCUUCCUACAAAAACCCAGAAAGGAAUGCACAGUGGAACUUGGAAGCUGUCCCCACCCAGGUUAAUGGCAAACUCGCCUUCCCAUCUGUGUGAAAUCGGUUCGCUGAAAGAAGUCACCUUGUCACCAGUGAGUGAGUCUCACAGCGAGGAAACCAUACCCAGUGACAGUGGGAUAGGUACAGACAACAACAGCACUUCUGACCAAGCAGAGAAAAGUUCAGAAUCCCGCAGGAGGUACUCUUUUGAUUUCUGCACCCUGGACAAUCCAGAGACCAUGCCGUCAGACACCAGCACAAAAAACAGGCAUGGUCACCGGCAGAAGCAUCUCAUCGUUGAUAACUUUCUCUCGCAUGAGAGCAUUAAAAAACCAAAGCACAAGAGGAAACGGAAAAGCCUGCAGAACAGAGAUGACCUCCAGUUUCUUGCAGACCUUGAGGAGCUCAUCAACAAGUUUCAAGUGUUCAGGAUUUCCCAUAGAAGCUACACAUUUUAUCAUGAAAAUCCAUAUCCCAGCAUCUUCAGGAUUAAUUUUGAUCACUAUUACCCUGUGCCAUAUAUCCAGUAUGACCCAUUGCUCUAUCUUCGCAGGACCUCUGACAUGAAGUCUAAGAAGAAGCGUGGUAGACCUGCCAAAACCAAUGACACCAUGACAAAGGUGCCUUUUUUACAAGGGUUCGGUUACCCUAUUCCCAGUGGGAGUUACUAUGCACCCUAUGGAAUGCCUUACACAUCAAUGCCUAUGAUGAAUCUUGGUUACUACGGUCAAUAUCCAGCUCCUUUGUACCUGUCUCACACGCUCGGCGCGGCUUCUCCAUUUAUGAGACCUACGGUGCCCCCGCCCCAGUUCCAUGCAAGCUCUCAUAUGAAGAUGUCCACCACUGCCAAACACAAAGCAAAACAUGGAGUGCACUUGCAAACACCUGUGGGAAUGAGUCUUGGAGACAUGCAGUCUUCCUUGGCUCCUCCGAAGGUUGGAGCCACCAGCCUGUCUAGUGGCCGACUUCACAAAAGGAAACACAAACAUAAGCACAAGCAUAAGGAUGAGCGGAUAUUGGGGACACACGAUGAUCUGAGCGGUCUCUUUGCUAGCAAGUCCACUGGCUUUUCCAGCCACGCGAUCAACGAAAGGCUGAGCAACUCAGACAAAGACCUCUCCUUGCUCAACGAGAAAAGCAAGCAUAAGGAGAAACAGAAGCACCAGCAUUGUGAAACCGGACACAAAGGCUCAAAGAGCAACUUUGAAGUGGAUACGCUGUCUACACUAUCACUUUCUGAUGCCCAGCAGUGGACACACAGUAAAGAUAAAAGUGACUCGAGCGGUGAUCCUGUUGACUCUUGCACAAAGAGAUACUCCAGCAACGCUGAGAGUAACGCGAGGUCAGAGUCCCUGGACAUGUUCGGUGACAUGAACUCCUCGAGUGAAAAGCGGGACACCGAUGCAAGUGGGAAUAAAAGGAGAAGCUUUGAAGGGUUUGGAACGUACAGGGAAAAAGACAUUCAGCCCUUCAGGACAAAUCGGAAGGACAGAAGCUCCUAUGAGUCGUCAGCCUCUUCAGAAGAUGACUGGGCUCAGGCUCUGAUGGACCAGAAGUGAGAGGAAGAUCCAAUA